Molecule: messenger RNA, 1398 nt
Organism: Argiope bruennichi
Lineage: Eukaryota; Metazoa; Arthropoda; Arachnida; Araneae; Araneidae
Exons: 2
Coding region: 1-1398 (465 amino acids)
Source: RefSeq, a predicted model, not a curated record
AUGGAAGACACUACGCUUGAUGACACUGGAUCCUUGCAAACAAAGAACCCUCUAGAGAAAACGCACAUUGCUUCAAGAGUAGCACAAACUCCUGCACAAACUCCUGCACAAACUCCUGCACAAACUCCUGCACAAACUCCUGCACAAACUCCUGCACAAACUCCUGCACAAACUCCUGCACAAACUCCUGCACAAACUCCUGCACAAACUCCUGCACAAACUCCUGCACAAACUCCUGCACAAACUCCUGCACAAACUCCUGCACAAACUCCUGCACAAACUCCUGCACAAACUCCUGCACAAACUCCUGCACAAACUCCUGCACAAACUCCUGCACAAACUCCUGCACAAACUCCUGCACAAACUCCUGCACAAACUCCUGCACAAACUCCUGCACAAACUCCUGCACAAACUCCUGCACAAACUCCUGCACAAACUCCUGCACAAACUCCUGCACAAACUCCUGCACAAACUCCUGCACAAACUCCUGCACAAACUCCUGCACAAACUCCUGCACAAACUCCUGCACAAACUCCUGCACAAACUCCUGCACAAACUCCUGCACAAACUCCUGCACAAACUCCUGCACAAACUCCUGCACAAACUCCUGCACAAACUCCUGCACAAACUCCUGCACAAACUCCUGCACAAACUCCUGCACAAACUCCUGCACAAACUCCUGCACAAACUCCUGCACAAACUCCUGCACAAACUCCUGCACAAACUCCUGCACAAACUCCUGCACAAACUCCUGCACAAACUCCUGCACAAACUCCUGCACAAACUCCUGCACAAACUCCUGCACAAACUCCUGCACAAACUCCUGCACAAACUCCUGCACAAACUCCUGCACAAACUCCUGCACAAACUCCUGCACAAACUCCUGCACAAACUCCUGCACAAACUCCUGCACAAACUCCUGCACAAACUCCUGCACAAACUCCUGCACAAACUCCUGCACAAACUCCUGCACAAACUCCUGCACAAACUCCUGCACAAACUCCUGCACAAACUCCUGCACAAACUCCUGCACAAACUCCUGCACAAACUCCUGCACAAACUCCUGCACAAACUCCUGCACAAACUCCUGCACAAACUCCUGCACAAACUCCUGCACAAACUCCUGCGUCUACUUUCAGAAGAUUUAGAAACCGGUAUUCCUGGAGCUACAAGAACGAAUCGAGAAUAAAUCGUGUAGCAUACUCCAUAACAGGCUCAUAUUAUCAACUGCAAUCUUUAGAAAUAAGGUUAAAUUGCAAUCAAGAAAAUGUGGCUCACACCUGCAGCAUUAAAAUCCUAUGGCACUUUACGAUAUGGACAACAAGCAAAAGACAAUUUCACAAUGCUUUGUUUCGAUUUGAAGUAAGGCUGCAGAAUUUGUACGAAUCUGUUUUGUAA